Molecule: messenger RNA, 678 nt
Organism: Liolophura sinensis
Lineage: Eukaryota; Metazoa; Mollusca; Polyplacophora; Chitonida; Chitonidae
Product: neuronal acetylcholine receptor subunit alpha-3-like
Exons: 2
Coding region: 1-678 (225 amino acids)
Biological process (GO): monoatomic ion transmembrane transport
Cellular component (GO): membrane
Molecular function (GO): transmembrane signaling receptor activity; extracellular ligand-gated monoatomic ion channel activity
Source: RefSeq, a predicted model, not a curated record
AUGUUCGAGACAACCUGUCCAUUGGAUGUCACUUUGUACCCUUUCGAUACUCAGACUUGUGAGAUUAUCAUAGCCUCUUGGAUGUACGAUCACAGGAGGGUGAAGAUUGUCCCAAAGGACACGCCAAACAACACAGUCUACUUUGGCGAGAGCGGAGAAUGGAUCUUCGGCAGUUCCAAGGCCAAACAUGAUUUGGUGGAGUACAACGGCAGUAACUUCAGCAUUGCUCGCAUUUCUUUCACAUUCCAACGACGACGAGCGUUUUACGUUAUAAAUGUGAUUGUGCCGGUCCUGUGUCUGUCUCUGCUCAAUACCUUGGUGUUUCUGGUUCCGCCAGAGUCCGGAGAGAAAAUAUCCCUCUCCAUUAACGUGGUUCUAGCCUACUCAGUCUUUCUCUCCAUCGUCAACGCUGACAUACCUGGAACGUCAAACAGUGUUUCAUACCUAGCCAUAUACCUCAUAUAUGUUCCCGUGAUGGGCAUGAUCGCAGUGUUUAUGUCAGCAGUUGUGCUGUGGAUAUUCCAUGCAAAAGCCAGACAACUUGAUGAGAAACACAGACAUUUUUCCCUGGGAUCGUGUUCACCACAAUCCCGAAGAAAACAGGACUCUCUCGAACACAGGCCAUUUCCAUAUGGUGACAGACAGAGCCAAAUACAUUCAAUAGGCAACCAAAAUUGA